Messenger RNA from Aspergillus eucalypticola CBS 122712, 2575 nucleotides. It is a transcript of the gene lysF, whose product is annotated as homoaconitase LysF. NCBI's taxonomy places the organism in Eukaryota, Fungi, Ascomycota, Eurotiomycetes, Eurotiales, Aspergillaceae. The transcript has a single exon. Gene Ontology annotation, biological process: L-lysine biosynthetic process. Bases 63 to 2372 code for a protein of 769 amino acids. Gene Ontology annotation, molecular function: homoaconitate hydratase activity; 4 iron, 4 sulfur cluster binding. The record is from RefSeq and is a predicted model, not a curated record.
CUCAACUUUCUUCCUUUUCUUUCUUCUGUUAUCUCCCCAUCCUUGACGCCUCUGUCUUUAAGAUGCAGUCGCGUUUGUUGCCCUCCGGCCCUGGCAGGCGUUGGAUCUCCCUCCGCGUGCCGAGCACGCCUCAACGACGAGCAUUCGCCUCCACCCGCUUCCUUUUCCAGGAUGUCUUUCAGUCCCAGCUGGAUGACCCUUCCUCCGCCGCCCUCUUCUCCUCCCUGCAGACCUCCCGGGCCGUGCCCCAGACCUUGACGGAAAAGAUCGUUCAGAAAUAUGCCGUAGGACUGCCCGAAGGCAAGUUCGUCAAGUCCGGCGACUAUGUGACCAUCGCUCCCCACCGGAUCAUGACCCAUGAUAACUCUUGGCCCGUCGCAUUGAAGUUCAUGUCGAUCGGUGCCUCCAAGAUGCACGAUCCCGAUCAGGUCGUGAUGACACUCGACCACGAUGUCCAGAACAAAACGGAUAAGAACCUGCAAAAGUACCGCCAAAUCGAGGAGUUUGCUAAGCAACACGGUGUCGAGUUCUAUCCCGCCGGUCGAGGAAUUGGUCACCAAAUUAUGGUUGAAGAAGGCUUUGCCUGGCCCGGCACACUGGUGGUCGCUUCGGACAGUCACAGCAACACCUACGGUGCGGUGGCCUCCGUCGGAACGCCCAUCGUGAGAACCGAUGCGGCCAGUAUCUGGGCUACCGGUAAGACGUGGUGGCAGAUCCCUCCCGUGGCCAAGGUUACUUUUACCGGUAUCCUGCCUCCCGGCGUGACUGGCAAGGACGUCAUCGUUGCUCUGUGCGGUCUGUUCGACAAGGAUGAUGUUCUGAACCAUGCAAUUGAGUUCACCGGCUCUGAGGAAACCAUGAGAAGCUUGCCCAUGGAUAGCCGGUUGACAAUUGCCAACAUGACAACUGAGUGGGGUGCCCUGUCCGGAAUUUUUCCCAUGGACAGUGUUCUGAAAGGCUGGAUGAAGGGCAAGGCUACCACUGCGGCCAUGGGAUUGGCUGAUGGGCCGUUCAAGACCCUGGCUGCUCGCAACUUCACCCACCCUGCCAUCGAGCAGCUGUUUGUGAACCCUCUCACUGCCGAUAAGGGUGCCAAGUAUGCGAAGGAGCUCUUCCUAGACCUCUCGACUCUUUCUCCCUACGUUUCCGGCCCCAAUUCAGUCAAGAUCGCCACACCCCUGAAGGAGCUGGAAGCCCAGGAUAUCAAGGUCAACAAAGCCUAUCUGGUUUCCUGCACCAACUCUCGGGCUUCGGACAUUGCCGCUGCUGCCAAGGUGUUCAAGGAUGCCGCAGAGAAGAAUGGUGGGAAGGUCCCGAAGAUCGCUGAUGGCGUCAAGUUUUACAUUGCUGCCGCGUCUAUUCCCGAACAGCUCGCUGCGGAAGGAGCCGGUGACUGGCAGACUCUCCUGGAUGCUGGAGCAACAGCCCUCCCCGCUGGAUGCGGACCUUGCAUCGGUCUGGGAACGGGAUUGCUGGAGCCCGGUGAGGUCGGUAUCAGUGCGUCGAACCGUAACUUCAAGGGUCGUAUGGGUAGCACUGAAGCUAAGGCCUACUUGGGUAGCCCCGAAGUUGUGGCCGCCAGUGCUCUCAGCGGCAAGCUGAGCGGUCCUGGCUGGUACCAGCCCCCUGAAGGGUGGACUGAAGUUGUCCGCGGUGAGGGCGAUGGUAUCCGCGAGGAGGACCGCAUGCUCAAUACCGAGCAAGCUCUUGAGAAGCUCCUUGGCCAGUUGGAUGACCUUGUCGCCGACGGGGAGAAGCGCUUCGCUCCCGAGGAGAAGGUUGAGGAAGAGGGUGGCCUGACUGAGGUGUAUCCUGGAUUCCCUGAACGUGUCUCUGGCGAGAUUGUGUUCUGUGACGCUGACAACUUGAACACGGACGCCAUCUAUCCCGGUUACUGGACCUACCAGGACAAUGUUCCCGUGGAGAAAAUGGCGGAAGUAUGCAUGUCCAACUAUGAUAAGGAGUUCCACUCCAUUGCCAAGGAGGGUGACAUCCUGGUUGUCGGAUACAACUUCGGUUGUGGUAGCUCUCGUGAACAGGCGGCCACUGCUCUCCUGGCGAAGCAGAUUCCCCUGGUUGUGUCGGGUAGCUUUGGCAACAUCUUCUCCCGUAACAGCAUCAACAAUGCUCUCAUGGGUCUGGAGGUUCCUCGCUUGGUUAGCCGUCUGCGCGAGGAGUUCGGCGACAAGCAGCUUACCCGCCGGACCGGUUGGACUCUGACCUGGGAUGUCCGGCGCAGUCAGAUUGAGAUCCAGGAAGGCCAAAAUGGACCUAAGUGGACUCACAAGGUGGGCGAGCUGCCGCCGAACGUGCAGGAGAUCAUUGCGAAGGGUGGUCUGGAGAAAUGGGUCAAGAACGCCAUUGAGGCGUAGAGCAAGUGGUUCAGCAGAAAUGAAACUCGCAUGACUGUCGACAAAGUGAUUCUUAUGAUACCCAAGCCUUCCAGUCUUCGUUAUGGGGUUGCGGCGUGGAUGUUUCUUGGACAGAGACGAUACGCAUGGAGAAAAACAGACAAAAGAUGACUCUGCAUGUAUAGAAAAAAGAGAUUUUCUUUAUUAGAUGUACUCCAAUUCAU